AAGAAGUGAUAAUUACGAAACACAAACUCUGCGUAUGUUAAGAUCUUAAACUACUUCCGCGUGUAUCUUGCCAAUGAGCAUUCGCAUCAAUUGCCAAACGAGCUACCCAAGCAAGGGUUAACACUUUUCAAGCAAUUUGCUUUACGUGUAGUUGUGAUCAAAAUGAUUAAAGACCUACCUCUCAAAGACGUCUGAAUUGGAAAGCAAAGUGGUCAUGAAGAUGUCGUUUUUAUAAGCGCCAUAUUGGAACAUUCUUCGUACCAUUCAACCCUUACCAGACAAGGAUCAUCUGCUAAACAAGGAGUUAAAGAUGGCUGAAGAAACCGACCUUAAGGAUGGCCUUCAAGAAGAAACCUCAACUAUGGCGGAUCUAACUUGGAGUGCAGACUCACAGUCCAUUUCAAAAAUUCUUCGCAAAUAUCAGCUCCCGUUACUGGUGACAGUUGCGGACGCCGGGAAUCACAAGCAGACAGCAGUAUCAGUGAAUGAAGUCAUCAAGAUUGAAUCCAUUCUUGCUGUUGAUUACGUUGAAGCGUCCGUGCUUGAGAGCGGAGUUGGCGAAAAGAAGGAUCCUGCCUCGACAUCAUUCCCAUCUACCAUUGCUCUUCCUAAAACACUGACCUCCGUAUCAUUAGAGGUGGUCAAAGAGCCUCAGGAUCAGGGUUUAAACAAAACGCUUCACAGAUCGAAGAGCCAAUCGACCAAGCAAAGCCAUUGGUUUUUGGCUAGGAAGACUAAGUUGAAAUUCACCAGCGUGAAAUCCCUUGCCAAAUUCCGACCCAAGGUUGUUCGGGUGAUCACCACCCCAACUCAGAUGAUAGCAUCCCCCGAUCUCCAUGUUGGAAAUGAACUUGUUCUUCUUGAUGUCAUUGAAUGCGAAAGACUAGCUGUCAAAUACCUCAGAUGCCGACUUCGGGAAAGCAACGAGCCUCAGAAGAUAAUCAAACUAAACUUGAAAUGGACUGGAAUCUACGAGAGUGUGCCUGAGCCUAAAUCAAUGCAUGUGAAGGAUUUGAUUUCACUUCAUGGCCUACCAACCACCGUGCGGAUCAGAGAGACCAUACCUAAUCGAAACAAAUGGAUGAACCCUAAGGCCUCUUCUAUCAUGAAACGGAUUCGAACCCUAGACCUUCACCUCAAGUUUUCCCAGGAGGCCACUACGUAUUUUGCGAUUGGUGUCGUCGUUGGAGGGGAUGGGGCGAGGAGAUCGGUCGUCAUAAUAUCGACAAACUCGGAUGUACUUUUUAAGGCAUCGCCAGAGAUGGAAGAAAAAACAAAGAGAUACCAGCAGUUGAUCUCAUCCUAUAAGGGUAUCGACGUGGAACGUAUUCCUCCAGAAAUGUUUAUCAGAGAUAAAGGACCAGUGUUUGUCACUGUUCCAUUGUGGGAGCUCGAGUCAUGGAACGUCAAACUCAGGAAUAAGAAAGCUCCCUUCUCUCGAGGGUCGAUGACAUCAACGUGCAUAAACGGACCUACUUCGAUUGAGAAUCACUCCUAUGUUAACGUCGAUUCCACCCUUAAGCAUCCUCGUCCACCUCCGAGUGAAGGGAAAGAAAUUUCAGGUGCUUUAGAGAACAGCAGAGAACUAGAGAAUGGAACUCCAAAGGCACAUAACUCGGAUGUGAAUGAACCUUUACCCGUUUUCACGAAUGACUUGGAUGGAGACAUGACGUCAUCUAGCAGUCAAUCAAAGACACACAGACUCUCUACUUGUGAGAAUUCACAGAAACAAAUGGAUAAACGGGAUUCGAUGCCACACAGUUUUCCACCACCUAUUCCGUAUCGUAGACGAAAGAGCAAAUCUAACAAGUCCUCUUGGCUCAGCUCAUUCCGGCGUAACCCGGAAGCAGAAAGCCGACCCCUACCGGAUGUUCCAAAGGACACCACAUCUAUUGGGUCACCCAGCGGUGUAUACAUAACACAUGUAACACCUCCAUCAUCGUCGUCGACCAGGGAGAGGAGUGGGCACCAUAAGUCACGGUCGUCGUCAUCGUCAAAGAAGAAAACAAGGCGAAAGAGUGCUAAUGACAUGACGUCAAUAUCACGUGAUCAUUCUCCGAGUAGUUCUGGAUUAAGUACCGAUCCCUUUGGACCUCCGUUGCCUCCUCGAACGCCAUCACUGGAGAAGCUGGACAAGGAAAGCUCAAAAAGUGGAAGGCAUGAGAGAAAACACCGGGACCCUCUCUCCCCUAGGGCUAAAGAUCGCUCUGGAGUUCACGGGGGAGAUGGCAUGCCGGAUGGAACGAAGAAAGGAAAACACCGAUCAAAAGUUCAUCGAAAUCAUUCAGCUUCUAGUAAACACAAACAUGAAGAGAAGAAGCCGGAGAAACGGCGGAAGAUGUCUGCUCCUUCCAUCUUGGAACAGACUGUCUCUGGACCAAAUGAAUUAGCUAAUCAUAGCUUUGACGAAACAACGGAUUAUCUCAUCCCGAACUCCACUCGUGAUGAUUCAACCAAAGAUGGUGCCGAUGAUAAUUCAUCUCUGACGUCACCAGUUGCAUCACCCACCGAACUUACAUUUCCAAGCCCCCUUAAACCAUGCAGAAAAUCCAAUCCAUCUAAAUCCACAUCCCACAAGCGAGUCCGUCUUCCAGAACGAACAUUCAACUCGCCAGCGGACCUACCGCGUGAUAUGUCAGAACUGACAUGCGGAGAGCUCGGGCAAGCAUUAAGUCUCCUCCACAUGAGGGCAGAGACGGUAGAACUAUUUGCCAAGCAUCUUGUAAACGGGGCUCUUCUUGAAAAGAUGGAUGCCGAUAUCUUGAAGUCUGAGUUUGAAUUAACACAUUUUGAAUUGUUUAAAAUAAGGCAGUUUAUUUCAGGCUGGAGGCCAUAGUCUGUAUCAAGCAAUAUCAUUGUGAAUUCUUGAUCACCGCCAUUUUUUCCAACAUCGUCAUUACUCAUCAUCAUCAUCAUCAU
Messenger RNA from Lytechinus variegatus (green sea urchin), 2919 nucleotides. RefSeq lists its product as uncharacterized. Lineage: Eukaryota; Metazoa; Echinodermata; Echinoidea; Temnopleuroida; Toxopneustidae. The record is from RefSeq and is a predicted model, not a curated record. The transcript is spliced from 11 exons. The coding region runs from base 311 to 2836 and encodes 841 amino acids.